Toxoplasma gondii ME49 is the source of this 1707-nucleotide messenger RNA. Its product is annotated as ribosome biogenesis protein nep1, putative. Gene Ontology annotation, cellular component: nucleolus; small-subunit processome. The transcript is spliced from 9 exons. The coding region runs from base 705 to 1412 and encodes 235 amino acids. Gene Ontology annotation, molecular function: rRNA (pseudouridine) methyltransferase activity; rRNA binding. The record is from RefSeq and is a predicted model, not a curated record. NCBI's taxonomy places the organism in Eukaryota, Apicomplexa, Conoidasida, Eucoccidiorida, Sarcocystidae. Gene Ontology annotation, biological process: rRNA base methylation.
CGACACGGUCUAUCUCUUCCUCAGAAAGUCGUCUGAAAAGGGGAAGCGUCAUUCUUAGUCUUGCGCUUCAUCUCAACAACCAGUUGCCAGCAGAUGCUCCAGAGUCUUCAGGAGCAGCGCAUGCUGCUGAUCUCACAGGCGUAUGUACACCCGAGGCGACUUUUCCUUUCGCGUUGUACAUUGAGUCGUUUUUCCCCCCUGCAGAAAACGUUUCUCUUUUUCACAAACUCUACGGAGGCUCGAGAGUUCUUCUCUUUUUUCUCUUUCUCUUGACGCCGUAGCCAAUCCGUUCUCUGUCUGCCUCCCGUAGCCGUCCUGCCCUCACCGUUGACUUCCGCAGCUUCAUUCGAUUGCAUUCUUUUCAACGUGUCUCGCCUGGACUUGAAUUCGCACAGUUUCCGGAUUCUUCCUGUCUUGUGUUUAAGCCGUUCCUCUUCUGCCUUCUCAUCUCCUCUCUUUCUCCCCUUUUCUCCACCACGCAUUGUUCUUCCUUCCUCCCUGGAAGACCUCGCUUCGCGCUGUCCACUUGAAAAAGAGGAAUCUGAACUCGCUUCUCCCUCUUCACGGAACAUUUUUCACACCCUGAAGAGAGUUUCGUCUUCGAAUCUCUUUUCAGUCUCUUCUCUCUCUGCUUUUCGGCGGCCGCGUCUCCCCUUCAGCCCCCGCUCGGUCUUCUCCCGUCUUCACUCCUCGCGUGCCUCCAAAUGGACGCCGAGGGGAGAGGGUACAUGCGCCCUGUAGAGGCCAUUGCGUCCACGCGCGAGCGGCGCCUCACAGGGCAAAGAGUCAUUGUCGUUCUCGAAGGCGCGUCUCUCGAACUCGCUCAAGGCAAAGACAGAAGCCUUCAGCUGCUCAACAGCCUCGAACACAAACAGCUUCUGCGCAAGUGCGAUCGCCAGGGCGACGAGGUUCGUCCCGACAUCGCCCAUCACUGUCUCCUCAGCCUCCAAGAAAGUCCACUGAAUCGCGCAGGGCGUCUCUGCGUGUUCAUCCGAACCGCCGACAGACAGCUGAUCGAAAUUUCUCCUCUCCUGACAGUCCCCCCGACGUACCAAGAAUUCGCGAAGCUGAUGACCAAUCUGCUGUACGCGCGUCGUCUCAAGGCGGUCGAGAAAAACGUGACCUUGGCGCAGAUUGUGAAGAAUGAACACGCGAACUUUCUUCCUCCCAACAGUGUGAAAGUCGCGCUGACGGUGUCGGGCCGGAGUGUGGCGCUUUCGGACUUCGUGCAGAGGUUCAAGGAGACGGAUACCCCAGUUGUCUUUGUCGUCGGCGCAGUGGCGCAUUCAGAUCCAACCGGCGAGUGCGACUACGUGGAUGACAAAAUCUCGAUUGCGGGGGUUGGUCUCACAGCUGCAGUUUGCUGCAGCAGCAUAUGCGCGGAGUUCGAGGCACUCUGGGAUAUUUUCUAAGUUUCUUCCUCCGCUUUCUUCUUCUCUUUCUGCCUCCUGUUGCUUCUUCACUUGUCAUCUGCCAAGGUGGGGUUCGUUUCUUCUUUUUCUUCUCUUCACCUUUUUCUCUACAUUAAAUUCUGAGAACUUGUCGCGUUUUUGCGCGAAUGCGGCUGCUCUUCUUUUCUUGUUGUCCUCUUGUCAAGUCCUCCCUUCUCUGCCGUCUCGGCUAUAUAUCUCCCUGCAACGGGUGUACUGUCUUUAUUUCGCUUGAGUUUCUAGGACUUCGUUUUUCAACGUUCGGCCGCUAAUAUGC